AUGGCUGAGGCCAGUAUUUUAGUCGAUCAGAAUCAGUUCGUCUGUCCAGUGUGUCUGGAUCUCCUGAAGGAUCCGGUGACUAUCCCCUGUGGUCACAGUUACUGUAAGGUGUGUAUUAAUGGUCACUGGAAUCUGGAGGAUCAGAAGGGAGUCUACAGCUGUCCUCAGUGCAGAGACACUUUCACUCCAAGGCCUGUUCUUCACAGAAACAACAUGCUGGCUGAAGUGGUGGAGAAACUGAAGAAGAAGACUGAAGAAGUCCAAGCUGCUUCUCCUGCUCACUGUUACGCUGGACCUGGAGAUGUGGAGUGUGAUUUCUGCACCGGGAGAAAACACAAAGCUGUCAAGUCCUGUCUGAUCUGUGUGGCUUCAUUUUGUGAAACUCAUCUCAAACCUCACUAUCUAUCUCCUGCUUUUAUGAAACACACAUUAACAGAAGCCUCAGCAAAUCUACAAGAGAAGAUCUGCUCUGAACAUGACAAGCUGAUGGAGAUUUACUGCCGUACUGAUCAAACCUGCAUCUGUUAUAUGUGUACUAUGGAUAAACACAAAGGACAUGACACCGUCACAGCCACAGCAGAAAGAGCUGAGAAACAGAGUGAGUUAAAGGAGGAUCAGAUGAAAUUCCAGCAGAGAAUCCAGGAGAAGCAGAAGAAGGUGCAGGAGCUGAAACAGACUGUGAACACUAUAAAGCUCAGUGCACAGACAGCAGUAGAUGACAGUGAGAGGAUCUUUACUGAGCUGAUCAGCUCCAUGGAGAAAAAGCGUUCGGAGGUGACGGAGCUGAUCAGAGCUCAGGAGAAGGCUGAACUGAGUCGAGCUGAACGACUCCUGGAUCAACUGGAGCAGGAGAUUGCUGAUCUUCAGAGGAGAGUCACUGAGCUGGAGCAGCUUUCACACACACACGAUCACAUCCAUUUCCUCCAGGCUUUAGCUUCUGGACGUCAAUCUCGUCUAUUAGACAGACCAGACUUUGACACAUCCAGCAUCACUGUCCCUCAACAUCUGUCAUUUGAUGGAGUGAGGAAUUCUCUCUCAGAUCUGAAGAAGAUACUGGAGGAAUUCUGUGAGGAGGAAUUCAACAAAAUCCUUCCACAUGCUGCAGCAGUUCAGAUCAUUUCACCACCAGAGCCACAGAGCAGAGAAGAGUUUCUGAAAUAUUUCUGUUAUCUGACUCUGGAUCCCAACACGACACAUCCUAACCUCAUUCUGUCUGAGAAGAACAGAGCGGUGAGAUACAGUGAGAGAGAGCAGCAGUACUCUGAUCAUCCAGAGAGAUUUGACUCCUGGUCUCAGGUGUUGUGUAAGGAGAGUGUGUGUGGACGCUGUUACUGGGAGGUGGAGUGGAGCGGUGAUGUUGGUGUGUUCAUAUCAGUCUCAUAUAAAGACAUUAGCAGGAAAGGAUGGGGUUAUGAGUGUUUGUUUGGAUUCAACAAUCAGUCCUGGAGUCUGGAGUGUUCUUCUUCUUCUCUCUCUUUCUAUCACAACAACAUUAAGACUGAUCUCAGAGUUCCAUCACCCUCCAGAAUAGGAGUUUAUGUGGAUCACAGUGCAGGAACUCUGUCCUUCUACAGCAUCUCUUACACCAUGAAGCUCCUCCACAGAGUCCACACCACAUUCACUCAGCCCCUAUAUGCUGGGUUUAGGCUUGGCUGGUGGUCUGGUUCUCCAUCUGUGAGAUUGUGUGAUCCAGAAUAAUGUGUGUAGAGUUUUGUGUAAAAUUCCUGCCCAUUACCAAAUUGUUACUCAAUCAUCUGUCUUACUAGCACACAAUCCAGCUGCACAGUCAUCUUUAUUUUCUAAGAAACACUCAUAAGGCAUUUUACACUGAUUAAAGAGUAAAUGUUAAAUAUUAGAUGUCAGAGAAGAAACUAGUAAAAAAAGUAUGGAAAUGAUCAAAUGAUAUCUUGUAACUUUAGCACUGUAAAGUUCUACCUUUUUGUUUCAUAUGAAGCAUCCUCUCAUUAAAUCCCUAAUAAACAGUAAUAAAGUCAGUACAGUACAACAUUUUAAACCUGUUAGGAUCACACUCUAGAAAAAUAAAAGAUCAACUUUUUAAUUCAGUUUGUUUUUUCUGCUUGUGUUCUGGAUGUAAAAUACACAUUCACUUUGUAAAGUCUGAAGUCUAAACCCU
This is a messenger RNA of Hemibagrus wyckioides, 2134 nucleotides long. Its product is annotated as tripartite motif-containing protein 16-like. Lineage: Eukaryota; Metazoa; Chordata; Actinopteri; Siluriformes; Bagridae. The coding region runs from base 1 to 1698 and encodes 565 amino acids. Gene Ontology annotation, molecular function: zinc ion binding; protein binding. The transcript is spliced from 6 exons. The record is from RefSeq and is a predicted model, not a curated record.